CAAGGGCAGCUCGGUCACCUGACUCCUCGGCGGUUCGAAGCAAGAUGGCGGCGCCCGUGUUGCGGCGCUGUCGGGAUUGGCUUCGGAUAAGGAAGCUCUGCCUCGGGAAGGCCGCUGAACUUCACCGCCGGCAGGCUCCGGUGGCUGCGAGCGCGCUCUGCCGGGAAGCAAGGGAGGCUGCAACGAAAAAGAGCCGUGAUGCUUCUUGGGCAGCUGUGGUGGGCUUGGAAAUUCAUGCACAGAUCUGUUCCAACUCAAAGCUUUUCUCUCGUUCUCAAGUCCAGUUUGCAGCACCACCAAACUCUUUGGUAUCUUUCUUUGAUGCUUCUCUACCAGGAACACUUCCAGUUCUCAACAGGAGGUGUGUAGAAGCAGCCAUAGUGACGGGCCUCGCGCUGAACUGCACCAUAAACAAGAAGUCCUUGUUUGAUAGGAAGCACUAUUUCUAUGCAGAUCUGCCUACUGGCUACCAGAUCACCCAACAGAGGCUGCCCAUUGCUGUGAAUGGAACAUUGUCGUACAGCUUGUGUGUAGGGAAGAACCAGAAUGAAGUGAUAACCAAGACCGUGAGGAUCAAGCAGAUACAGUUGGAGCAAGAUAGUGGAAAGAGCCUUCAUGAUGAUUUAAGAAGCCAGACGCUGAUUGAUUUGAACAGAGCAGGAGUUGGCCUCAUGGAGGUUGUCAUGGAGCCUGAUAUGUGCAACGGGGAAGAAGCUGCAGCGGCCGUGAGAGAGCUCCAGCUUAUCCUGCAGACUCUCGGGAGCAGUCAAGCAAACAUGGCAGAGGGCCAACUGAGAGUAGAUGCCAAUGUAUCUGUGCAUCGCCCUGGACAGCCAUACGGAGUGAGGACCGAAGUGAAGAAUAUCAACAGUGCUCGAUUCCUCGCAAAAGCAAUAGACUAUGAAAUACGAAGGCAAAUUGAAGAACUAGAAAAUGGUGGAACCGUUUUGAACGAAACUCGAACCUUUGAUUUUAAGCAUGGGUGCACCAUCGCAAUGAGGGAUAAAGAAGGAAAACAGGAUUAUCGGUUUAUGCCAGAGCCAAACCUGCCACCAUUGAUUCUUCAUGAUGCUAAAUCUUUGCCGGCUCACGGAAACUCUCAGCAAGUGGUGGACAUCGAUCGGCUGCGGGAGACUCUUCCAGACCUCCCGAGUGCAAAAAGAGCAAAGCUUGUUGAACGCUAUGGGAUUCAGCCUCAACACAGUUUUACCUUAUUGAAUGAAGAUGGAUUAAUGGAGUUCUUUGAAACCGUCUUGAAAGCAACAGAAAUGAAUCCCAGAAAAGUGGUUGGCUGGAUUCUGACAGAUAUGCUUGGGUAUUUAAAAAAGCAUAAUCUUACAAUAAAGGAAAGCCCGAUCAGUCCUUCUCUUUUGGCUGAACUUCUGAACCUUCUGGGAAGUGGAAGGAUUUCUUCUCCAGCAGCCAAACAAGUGUUGGAAGAGAUGUGGAAGGGGGAAGGGAAGACUCCCACUCUGAUUGUGAAAGAAAAGGAGCUUGAACUGAUCAGAGAUCGGAAUGAGCUUGAGCACAUCUGUCAGGCUGUGAUGGGAGACCAUCAGAACGAGGUGGCAGAAAUAAAGAAGGGAAACCAAAAAGUGAUGAAUAAGCUCAUUGGGCAGGUUCAGAAAAAAACAAGAGGACGAGCAGACCCUGCACUGGUGAAAGAAAUACUAGAGAAACUGCUAUCAUAGGAUCUGGAGUACAAAUGUACCUUUCUUGGCAUCCUAAACAACAUUCAAAUGGGGAAAUCUACUAUGAGGCUUUAAACAAUGGAAUUGUUUGACAUCUGGAACUUUCUCUAACAUAUGACCACUUCAUCCACUUCAGAGAAGCAAUAUUUACUUUUUGAAUGAGUCCAAGAGAAGUUAAGAUGUUCCUCUCAAUAGAUUUUAGGUGUUUCAAGUUUUUACUACCAUCUAAAGAUUGUAUCCUGGUAUGUCAAGACAUUAAGGAAUGUUUUUUUUUUCAAUGUUUAAUGAAUAAAAAUUGUACAUAAAAAUAACUUUUUAUAAGCAAUAAAACAAACAUUUGUUUUGUUCAGACCAUCUUGGACAUUUUUUUACUUUCCUCUUUUAAAAGUGAACUGUGCAUUCAUAUUGAAAACUGAACAAAGGCUGCAUUCAUAAAGUACAGAUACACAUCUCUAUGAAAUAAGCUAUUGUUAUAAUUCAGCAGAUGAUAGUCAUGGUUCUGUACCAUACAUUUUGGUCAGAGUAGGCAGCCACUUAGCUUUCCUUUGUUCUUUGGAGGCUCAGUGGGACAUCAGUUCAUGUGGUGGCAUCCUGUUGGGGGAUCCCAAGUAGAUUCAUUCAGUCAGUUGUGGAAUAGUGAGUCAUUACCAUUGAUUCAACAGCUCUACCCUCGUCAGAACUAAAAGCAGGAAUCGGUCCAUUGGCUGAUAUCCCCGAUAGCAUAAGCAGGUAUAAUUCUACCUUAUGCCUGCAUGUGUACAUCAUAGUUGUUGCAGAGCUUGCUCUUCCUUUCAGAAUAAUUGACGCCCUCUUGAAUGUUCCAUUGAGCCACUGCGGCCUGCCAUUUGCAUUCCGUUGCCUGAUGUGAUAUGAUUCCAUCAUCCACUUGUACCAAUGGAUUUCAGUGGGAUGAUGAAAUCAUUCCGCAUAGGCAUGGCCAGACAAAUUCUCCAAUCUUACCAAUUGGGGGACUGCAACAGCUCAGCAAUAGGUUCUGGAGGUUGUUAAAUGGCAGGCUAUAGCUACACUGUGGCAAACAGAAAUAUGGCCAUUGGCAGUUAAAUCCAGAAUUUUUUUUCUUAAUUUGUUAUCAAACUCUUCUGCUCCACGUGACAGCUCCAGUGAUGUACUUCUCUGAUUCUUUUGCUUUCAUCACAAUCAGUGAUUCAUCUACAAUAGUAAUGCAUUCAAAAGUCUUUUCUAGAGGGCAAGGAAGCCCUCUUGAGUAGGUUGUUAACACUAUAGAGAGGAAAGAGAAGAAAGUUUCAAAUCAACUAGUCUUAGAUAGACAAAUAGAUCACUGGAUGCUGGUCAUUAGAAAGAUCAUUGGACAUAGAGGCAAUAUGUGCAGUUGCUCCCCAAUGUACCGCCGUGGCUCAAACUCCAGCUGAUGCUAGUCUGUGCUUAGAGACAAAUGUAUUAGCAUUGGUAGUAAGCUACUCAGGGCAUGAUUUUAUCCAGUUGCUAUUACAAUAUAAAUAAAAAAUAUUAAUGGAAAA
Anolis sagrei ordinatus is the source of this 3190-nucleotide messenger RNA. It is a transcript of the gene GATB, whose product is annotated as glutamyl-tRNA amidotransferase subunit B. Gene Ontology annotation, cellular component: mitochondrion; glutamyl-tRNA(Gln) amidotransferase complex. Gene Ontology annotation, biological process: mitochondrial translation; glutaminyl-tRNAGln biosynthesis via transamidation. NCBI's taxonomy places the organism in Eukaryota, Metazoa, Chordata, Lepidosauria, Squamata, Anolidae. The record is from RefSeq and is a predicted model, not a curated record. Gene Ontology annotation, molecular function: glutaminyl-tRNA synthase (glutamine-hydrolyzing) activity.